Photinus pyralis (common eastern firefly) is the source of this 5136-nucleotide messenger RNA. RefSeq lists its product as uncharacterized. The transcript has a single exon. The record is from RefSeq and is a predicted model, not a curated record. Gene Ontology annotation, biological process: DNA integration. Gene Ontology annotation, molecular function: nucleic acid binding. The coding region runs from base 1 to 5136 and encodes 1711 amino acids. Lineage: Eukaryota; Metazoa; Arthropoda; Insecta; Coleoptera; Lampyridae.
AUGGCUGACGAAUUAAAGAAAGCCAGGGGUCAAAUUAAAUCUAAGCUUACGCGAUUUCAAACAUUUAUUUCAAAACUUAAUAACGAUACGGUUACCGAGGAAGAUGCAAUUGAGCUCCAAGAUAGAUUGGAGGCUAUAACGCCCUUGAUGAAGGAAUACGAUGAGACUCAUAGUAAAAUGAUUAAUUUGGUCUCUGAUGUGAGCGACGACGAAUGUCACCACGCACAAUUUGAAUCUGCUUAUUUUAAAGCGACUUCAUUCGCGAAAUUGCUGCUCAACAAAGCAAAAGUUGAACGCAUUUCAAUAUCUCCGUCGUGCAAUUCCGAUGCGAGAAGCGUUAACAGUUCUUCCCACAAGAACCCAUUUUUUAAUCUGCCUAAGAUAUCAAUUCCUAAAUUCUGUGGUGAUUUAGAAAACUGGAUAGAGUUCAGGGAAAUUUUUAACAGCCUCAUUCAUUCAAAUGAGGAGCUAAACGACGUUCAACGACUACACUAUUUGAAGUCAAGCCUUACUGGCGACGCAAGCCAGGUAAUCAAAUCGCUACAAUUUUCCGCCGGCAACUAUCAAGUUGCUUGGAAAGCAAUCUGUGCUAGGUAUGAUCAGCCUCGCAUGCUAAUACGCAAUCAUUUAAGAUCUAUACUAGAUUUAGAAUCCUGUGUCAAGGAGGCGUCUCCCGCAUUAAGAAAGAUCUCUGAUGCAUUAUUCAAACACGUCACCGCUUUACGUUCGCUAGCCUCCGACGCCCAAUUAUUUGAAACUACCAUCAUAUAUAUAAUGUCUCACAAACUAGAUUCUACCACAUUACGCCAAUGGGAAAGAAACCAAAAUGAUGCUGGUACCGCAAUACCGAACUUUGACGAGUUCAAAACUUUCUUAACAAACACUGCAAACUUGCUAGAUAGCUUGCAAUCCAAAUCGGAUUCGAAAUCUACCCCUACGCCAGUAUACGCCAAAGGAAAACCUCAAAUGUCAAAAUCCUUUGUGAUGAAUUCUCCAAUAUGCAUAUUAUGCAAAGACUCCCAUACACUCAAUUCUUGUGAGCAUUUUCUAAAAUUUUCUCCAUCUCAAAGAAUUGCCAAAGUUAAAGAAUUAAAACUAUGUUUGAAUUGUCUGUACAAGGGUCAUAUGAUAACUCAGUGUACUUCUAAAUACAGCUGUCGCACCUGCAAGGGGCGGCAUCAUUCCCUGCUGCACCUAAGCUCUGGUCCUGCUAGCCAAGAGGCGCCUACUGGGCGGAAAAUAGAGUCCAAUCCUUCUAGUAGCAAUAACGAUGAACCAAGUCAAAGUAUUGCUGCAUUUUGCACGAACACCAUUCAAGUUCUUCUACCAACCGCUUCAGCUCAAAUUCUUGAUUCUACUGGAGCGGCACACACAAUUCGUGUUUUAUUAGAUUCUGGUUCGCAGUCUAAUUUCAUUCGCGCUAGCAUUUGUCAGAAAUUGAAGCUGAACGUCGAAAAUGCUAACGUUACGGUGUCAGGUUUAAGUAAAUUAUCCUCCACUAUUCGAUCAAAAUGUCGUGUAAUUUUACGAUCUCAAUAUUCGGGUUUUCAAGAGGACGUUUCUUGUUUGAUUCUUGAAGAGAUCACUGGCACAAUGCCUAGUUUCCGCUUUAACUGCAACAUCAAACUGCCAAAACACAUCAAAUUGUCUGAUCCAUCAUUCAAUACUCCCGGAAAUAUUGAUAUGUUAAUCGGAUCGCCUCUAUUCUUUUCUUUAUUAUGCGCGGGUCAAAUAAGGUUAGGCCCAAACAUGCCCAUUCUACAAAAAACCCAACUGGGUUGGGUAAUUUCUGGCCCUAUAGGUGCCAUCCCUUCUACCAAAUCGCAAUGCAAUUUGAGUGUAUUAAACGAUCUUCCUGAACAGUUAGCCAAAUUCUGGGAAUUAGAAAGCUAUCCCUCUGACAAGGUACAUUCAGCUGAGGAGACGGAAUGCGAGACCCACUUUACGAAAACCGUCUCACGAGAUGAAGACGGAAGAUUUAUUGUCGACAUUCCUUUUAAGGCUCCUCUCGACACCCUAGGAGAAUCAUACAAUAAGGCUCAAAGACAAUUUUUCGCUUUGGAGAGGCGUCUUCAAAUGAAUCCCAUCAUUUUGGAGCGCUAUACUGCCUUUAUGGAGGAAUACCAAAAUCUAGGCCACAUGUCACUUUCAAAUGCAUCCUUUAGAGGCAUUUCGUAUUAUCUUCCCCACCAUGGAGUGAUGAAGGACUCAAGCCUUACCACCAAGCUUCGAGUGGUAUUCAAUGGUUCCUCAUCGACUACGUCGGGACGGUCUAUCAAUGAUUUUCAAAUGGUUGGCCCAACCAUACAACAGGACCUCUUUUCUAUAUUGGUGAGAUUUCGAAAAUAUACUUACGGGAUUUCCGCUGAUAUUGAAAAGAUGUACCGACAAGUUCUAGUAAACCCAGAUCAGAGACCCCUGCAACGCAUUUUGUGGAGACCUGUUCCCUCAGAGCCGCUUUUGUCCUAUGACUUGAACACCGUUACGUACGGUACAGCAUCUGCUUCAUUUCUCGCCAUCCGAUGUUUAUAUCAAAUUGGAAUAGACAUCGAAAAAUUCGAUUCCAAAACGUCAAGCAUCAUCAAGUCCGACUUCUAUGUCGAUGACCUCUUAACUGGCGCCGAUGAUCUUUUUGAAGCCCAAGUACUCGCCUCUAAAGUCUCACAUGCCCUUCGUGAAGGCUGCUUUCCGAUUCGUAAGUGGAUUUCCAACGAUCCAAGGGUACUGGCUCACUUACCCGAGGAGGACAUCCAUCCAGGCUUACUGGAACUGGGAUCCCAUGAUCAUACUACCACUCUGGGACUAAUUUGGAAUUUUCAAACCGAUAGUUUUACCUUCACCAUCUCACCAGCUCCCAUAAGUAAGAUAACCAAGCGUACUAUUCUUUCUCAAAUUGCUCAAAUUUUUGACCCGCUUGGCCUUCUCAGUCCAUGCACCGUUAGUGCUAAAAUACUCUUACAACAAUUUUGGCUGGAGAAAUUAGGAUGGGAUGAUCCGGUGCCACAGCCCAUUUUAUUGAAGUGGUCCUCUUAUAGGAGCGAAUUAAUAGAGCUUACUGAACUCCAAAUACCCAGGCACUCCAUAUGCGUUCGAUCAACUAACAUUCAACUGCAUGGAUUCUGUGAUGCCUCUAUCAGCGCAUAUGGCGCGUGUAUCUACCUCAGAUCUGUUGAUCAAAGUAAUAAAAUUCAUAUAAGUUUGUUAUGUGCCAAAUCGAAAGUGGCGCCCCUAAAGCCCCUUACCAUUCCCAAACUAGAACUCAGCGCUGCUGUCCUGUUAGCUAAACUUGUUGAACAGGUAAUUAAUUCGCUAAAUAUGAAAGUAUCCGCCACGUACCUUUGGUCAGAUUCUACAAUAGUGUUAGGAUGGGUAAAAACCAGCCCUAAUCUAUUGAAAACCUUUAUAUGCAAUCGAGUCGCUGAUAUACAGGAGCGUACUUCUUCCGCAAUCUGGAGACACGUUCCCACCAAAUGCAAUCCUGCUGACUUGCUAUCCAGGGGAGUCACGCCAAAAUCUUUAAAGUCCACUCAAUUAUGGUGGAAUGGGCCCGACUGGCUCGCAAGCUGUGAAUCAUCAUGGCCAAAACCACCUGAUUCACUCCCACACCUACCUGAGUUCAAGCUUCAAACUCACUCGCUUAUUACUACAACAUCAUUUAAUCUAAUCGACAAAUUUUCCGAUAUAUCUCGAUUGGAAAGAGUUGUUGCAUUUCUGUUGCGAUUUAUUAAUAAUUGUCGCGUGGUCAUGAAAAAUCGCAUCACUGGCCCUCUAACAGUACUCGAAAUUCGAGCCGCUCUUUUAUGCCUGAUAAAAAUAUCUCAGAUCGAAUCCUUUGGUGAAGAUCUGAAUCAGCUACGACGAAAUCGCCCCCUGAAGCGGUCCUCCUCUAUAAUAAGUCUGAAUCCAUUUUUGGAUUCAGAAGGUAUCCUGCGCGUUGGUGGCAGACUUCGCAAAUCAAAUUAUCAAUUUGAUAAGAUUCACCCUAUUGUACUCUCGGGAAAACAUCGAUUGGCCAAACUACUCACUCUCCGAGAGCACUUGAGAUUGUUACACGCUGGCCCACAGCUUCUUCUGUAUUCCCUUAGGAACCAAUUUUGGAUUAUCUCUGGAAGAAGUCUAACUAAGCAGACGGUACACAAAUGCAUGAAGUGUUUCAGAUUCUCUCCCAAACUGGUAAAACCCAUCAUGGCCGAUUUACCUCCUUCUCGUGUACAAGCUGCACCUCCAUUCUCCACCGUUGGCGUAGAUUAUGGAGGUCCUUUCCUCAUUAAAAACCACAAGGGCCGAGGUGCCAAAACCUCUAAGAGCUAUUUAUGCCUUUUCAUCUGCUUUGUGACCAAAGCAGUUCAUUUGGAACUGGUGACUAGUCUAACAGCGGAGUCUUUCAUAAUGACAUUCAGGCGGUUUGCUUCCCGCCGAGGAAAACCGUCUCACGUGUAUUCCGACAACGGAACCAAUUUUGUUGGAUCCAAUUCGCUACUGAAAGAUUUGAGCUUAUUUUUAAAGAGUAACGGCGAUCACAUCAAUAAAACGUUUGCUGUUGAAGGCACCACCUGGCACUUUAUUCCUGCCCAUAGUCCUCAUUUUGGAGGCCUGUGGGAGGCCGGUAUAAAAUCCGUAAAAUCACACUUAAGGAGAGUAUUAGGUACAUCCUUACUCACGUAUGAAGAAUUUAGUACUUUGCUAUCUCAAAUUGAAGCGACUAUCAACUCCCGUCCGCUUUCUCCCUUAUCAAGCGAUCCCAAUGACUUCCAACCCCUCACGCCGGCACAUUUUUUGAUUGGAAGACCACUGACCUCACUGCCAGAUCCAGACGUCAGCAGUAUACCGAUUCCACGUCUCAAAGCAUUUGAGCUAGUUCAACAACUUCAUCAACGCCUGUGGAAGAGAUGGAGUAAAGAAUAUGUAAGCGAGCUACAGCAGCGCACGAAAUGGCGAUCUCAUCUGUCCGACCUCAAAAAUGGCACCUUGGUGCUCUUGAAAGAAGAUAACCAGCCACCUCUACAUUGGAAGCUGGGUCUUGUUGUAGCUGUUCAUCCCGGUGCAGACGGAGUAGCGCGAGUUGCAUCUGUGAAAACUAUAAAUGGAGUGGUGAAACGUUCUUUUGCAAAAAUUUGUCCUCUGCCAAUCGUAUAG